AUGGAAGAAAACAUUGAUAUCCAGCAUUUGUCUGAUAUUGGUGUAUUGGUAGAUAACGAUGUUCCUGAGAACAAACAAAUGAUUGCAAUUGGUGACAGGCCUAAUCCUAACAAUAUAGAUAACGAUGUUCCUGAGAACAAACAAAUGGUUGCAAUUGGUGACAGGCCAAAUCCUAACAAUAUAGAUAACGAUGUUCCUGAGAACAAACAAAUGGUUGCAAUUGGUGACAGGCCUAAUCCUAACAAUAUAGAUAACGAUGUUCCUGAGGACCAACAAAUGAUUGCAAUUGGUGACAGGCCUAAUCCUAACAAUAUAGAUAACGAUGUUCCUGAGGACCAACGAAUGGUUGCAAUUGGUGAUAGGCCUAAUCCUAACAAUAUAGAUAACGAUGUUCCUGAGAACAAACAAAUGGUUGCAAUUGGUGACAGGCCUAAUCCUAACAAUAUAGAUAACGAUGUUCCUGAGAACAAACAAAUAAUUGCAAUUGGUGAUAGGCCUAAUCCUAACAAUAUAGAUAACGAUGCUCCUGAGAACCAACAAAUGAUUGCAAUUGGUGACAGGCCUAAUCCUAACAAUAUAGAUAACGAUGCUCCUGAGAACAAACAAAUGGUUGCAAUUGGUGACAGGCCUAAUCCUAACAAUAUAGAUAACGAUGCUCCUGAGAACCAACAAAUGGUUGCAAUUGGUGACAGGCCUAAUCCUAACAAUAUAGAUAACGAUGCUCCUGAGAACCAACAAAUGGUUGCAAUUGGUGACAGGCCUAAUCCUAACAUAAUAGAUAACGAUGCUCCUGAGAACCAACAAAUGGUUGCAAUUGGUGACAGGCCUAAUCCUAACAUAAUAGAUAACGAUGCUCCUGAGAACCAACAAAUGGUUGCAAUUGGUGACAGGCCUAAUCCUAACAAUAUAGAUAACGAUGUUCCUGAGAACCAACAAAUGGUUGCAAUUGGUGACAGGCCUAAUCCUAACAAUAUAGAUAACGAUGCUCCUGAGAACCAACAAAUGGUUGCAAUUGGUGACAGGCCUAAUCCUAACAUAAUAGAUAACGAUACUCCUGAGAACCAACAAAUGGUUGCAAUUGGUGACAGGCCUAAUCCUAACAAUAUAGAUAACGAUGUUCCUGAGAACCAACAAAUGGUUGCAAUUGGUGACAGGCCUAAUCCUAACAAUAUAGAUAACGAUGCUCCUGAGAACCAACAAAUGGUUGCAAUUGGUGACAGGCCUAAUCCUAACAAUAUAGAUAACGAUGUUCCUGAGAACCAACAAAUGGUUGCAAUUGGUGACAGGCCUAAUCCUAACAAUAUAGAUAACGAUGCUCCUGAGAACCAACAAAUGGUUGCAAUUGGUGAUAGGCCUAAUCCUAACAAUAUAGAUAACGAUGUUCCUGAGGACCAACAAAUGAUUGCAAUUGGUGAUAGGCCUAAUCCUAACAAUAUAGACAACGAUGCUCCUGAGAACCAACAAAUGGUUGCAAUUGGUGACAGGCCUAAUCCUAACAAUAUAGAUAACGAUGUUCCUGAGGACCAACAAAUGAUUGCAAUUGGUGACAGCCCUAAUCCUAACAAUAUAGAUAACGAUGCUCCUGAGAACCAACAAAUGGUUGCAAUUGGUGACAGGCCUAAUCCUAACAAUAUAGAUAACGAUGCUCCUGAGAACCAACAAAUGGUUGCAAUUGGUGACAGGCCUAAUCCUAACAAUAUAGAUAACGAUGUUCCUGAGAACAAACAAAUGGUUGCAAUUGGUGACAGGCCUAAUCCUAACAAUAUAGAUAACGAUGCUCCUGAGAACCAACAAAUGGUUGCAAUAGGUGACAGGCCUAAUCCUAACAUAAUAGAUAACGAUGCUCCUGAGAACCAACAAAUGGUUGCAAUUGGUGAUAGGCCUAAUCCUAACAAUAUAGAUAACGAUGCUCCUGAGAACCAACGAAUGGUUGCAAUUGGUGAUAGGCCUAAUCCUAACAAUAUAGAUAACGAUGUUCCUGAGGACCAACCUCCAAACAAUAAAAGAAAAAAGGAGAAGGUCCAUGAGUUAGAGGAAAACGAAAAGAAAGAACAAAUAACAGACAUGAAGGCAAAGACUACGUAA
Molecule: messenger RNA, 2085 nt
Organism: Macrosteles quadrilineatus (aster leafhopper)
Lineage: Eukaryota; Metazoa; Arthropoda; Insecta; Hemiptera; Cicadellidae
Product: sporozoite surface protein 2-like
Exons: 1
Coding region: 1-2085 (694 amino acids)
Source: RefSeq, a predicted model, not a curated record